AAUGCCUCACAAACUCGCUGUUCUUCCUUCCUCCCUUCCAUACAAAUGGCCAACGCCGUCGCUCCCACAGCCGAUUCAACCCCCUCCACCGCCGCCGCCGCCGCAGCCACCUCCUCCUCCUCCUCCGCCAAGCGCCGCAAGGUGGCCGACCACGACCGGGACCGCCCCCACCAGCCGCCCUUGCUGCCCGGGCUCCCCGACCACAUUGCCCGCCUCUGCCUCGCCCGCGUCCCCCCUUCCCUCCUCUUCUCCGUCUGCCGCUCGUGGCGGCGCGUCAUCUACGCCCCCUCCUUCCCUCCCUUCCUCUCCCUCUACGCCCUCCUAUCACCCUCUUCGCCCCAGGAGCCGUCGCUGCCUCCGUCGUCCUCCUCGUCGUCGCCGUCGCGGUCGCUCCCGACCGAUCAGCACCACCUGAGCAACGUCGAGUUCGCCACCUUCGACCCGAUCGCCGCCCGGUGGCGCGCGCUCCCCCCGCCGGCCCCCGACGCGCCGCUCCGCCUCCUCGUCAGCCACCCCUCCUUCCUCUCCUGGCGCUUCCCCAUCCAGACCGUCUCCGUCGCCGGGAAGCUCGUCCUCCUCGCCGCCACCGCCCGCAACUUCUUACCGGCGAUAUCGCGCCCGCUCAUCUUCGACCCGAUCGCCCGGAGGUGGGCCUCCGGCCCGCCGUUCACCGCCCCCCGGCGGUGGUGCGCCGCCGGGGUCCUCGGCGCCGCCGUCUACGUGGCGAGCGGGAUCGGGUCCCAGUUCAGCACCGACGUGGCGAGGUCGGUCGAGAAGUGGGAUCUCAACACGUCCGGCAACAGAAAUCCCGGCACGAGGAAGAAAGACGAGAGCGCGAAUUGGGAGUGGAGGAAAUUGAAAAGGCUCAAAGACGGGCGGUUUUGCAGGGACGCCAUCGAGGCCGUCGGGUGGAGAGGCAAACUAUGCAUGGUCAACGUGAAGGGCCACGCCGCGAAGCAAGGGCUCGUCUACGACGUCGCCGCCGACGCGUGGCAGGAGAUGCCGGAUGGGAUGAUCGGGGGCUGGCUCGGCCCCGUCGCGUCCAUGGACGAGGACGUCAUCUACGUCGUCGACGAGGUCAAGGGCGUCCUCAGCCGGUACGACGAGGGGCGCGACCGCUGGGACGAGGUCAUGGCCUCGGAGAGGCUCCGCGGGGCCCAGCACGUCGCGGCAGGGGGCGGCCGGGUCUGCGUCGUGUGCGGCGGGGAGGACGGCGGGAUCGCGGUGGUCGACGUCGCGGCCUCCCCGGCGAGGCUCUGGGUGGUGGACCCGCCACCGGCGGUGCAGGCCGUGACCGUCCACGUCCUGCCCCGGAUGAGCGGCGGCGGCGGC
This is a messenger RNA of Syzygium oleosum, 1332 nucleotides long. Its product is annotated as F-box/kelch-repeat protein SKIP25. The record is from RefSeq and is a predicted model, not a curated record. Lineage: Eukaryota; Viridiplantae; Streptophyta; Magnoliopsida; Myrtales; Myrtaceae. The transcript has a single exon. The annotation marks the transcript as partial. Gene Ontology annotation, molecular function: protein binding.